Messenger RNA from Nicotiana tabacum (common tobacco), 741 nucleotides. The record is from RefSeq and is a predicted model, not a curated record. Lineage: Eukaryota; Viridiplantae; Streptophyta; Magnoliopsida; Solanales; Solanaceae.
GCAGUGGAUCAUCUCGUCAACAAUGCUGGAAUCACCUCUUUGUGCUCUAUAAAUGAUGUGACGGACAUUACGAAGUUUACAUCUGUUAUGGAUAUCAACUUCUGGGGAUCUGUUUACCCAACUUACUUUGCAAUUCCUCAUCUGAAGAAGACAAGAGGGAAGGUGUUUGUCAAUUCUUCAUCCGUGGCAAUUUUGCACCCGCCAUCUUUAAGCUUCUAUACUGCGAGUAAAGCUGCAUUAAUAGGCUUUUACGAGACCAUGAGACUUGAAUUGGCUCCGGAAAUCUCAAUUACCAUUGCAACGUUAGGAUUUACUGAUUCGGAAAUAACACGAGGAAAGCACCUAAAAGAUGGGGUCUUGCAAGUUGAAUCAGAAUUAGCUAAUAAUGUUGUUGUUCUCCCAGUUAUCAGUUCUAGUGACUGUGCAAAAUCAAUUGUAAGUGCAAUAUGCCGGAAAAAGAGAUAUAUUACAGAGCCAAAAUAUUUUUGGGUGCUGUUUUUCGCGAAAACUGUGUGCCCUCGAGCGUUUGAAUGGUUUAAUCGUACAUUUAUGUCGAAGUUGUGUACCGGUGCUUUACAAUCACAAGCCAAGAAAGCAUAAAGAAGUGGAAAAAGAGGAGUGGAUAUCUAACUGAUGUUAUUGCUCUUAUUAUGUUAAGUAGCUGGGUUAGCUUGCGACUAUAUUUAUGUUACUGUAAACUUUUCUACGAAGAUUUUACUCUUUUUAUCAUGAUCAAAAGUG